Messenger RNA from Aureobasidium subglaciale EXF-2481, 1884 nucleotides. RefSeq lists its product as uncharacterized. Bases 1 to 1884 code for a protein of 627 amino acids. Gene Ontology annotation, biological process: protection from non-homologous end joining at telomere; interstrand cross-link repair; double-strand break repair via nonhomologous end joining. The transcript has 3 exons. NCBI's taxonomy places the organism in Eukaryota, Fungi, Ascomycota, Dothideomycetes, Dothideales, Saccotheciaceae. Gene Ontology annotation, molecular function: 5'-3' DNA exonuclease activity; damaged DNA binding. The record is from RefSeq and is a predicted model, not a curated record.
AUGUCCACCUUUGACGGUAUCGUCAGGGAGUUUCCCUAUAUCCGAAUCGACAAUUUUACCAAUUAUCCAGACGAACCGCCACCACUCGCGUGUUUCCUCAGCCAUGUCCACAGCGAUCACUUGAAAGGCCUCGAGUCUUUCAAAUCUACUUUCGUCUAUUGCACUGCGCAAACUCGUGAGCUGCUUCUUCGUUUGGAGAAGUUCCCACACCGCAUGAACUUUGCAAAAGGUAUUUUGGAGUCCAGAAAACAGACAUAUCGUCGUCUCAAAAAUCACAUCAAACCUAUUCCUCUCGAAACACCUACCGAGAUUGAACUGGCUCCUGGCAUAUCAAUCAGAGUCACUCUCUUCGAUGCCAAUCACUGCUUGGGAUCUUGCAUGUUCUUGAUAGAAGGUAAUGGACGGGCUAUUCUCUACACUGGUGAUCUUCGAUCAGAAACAUGGUGGGUGAACACUCUCGUGCGCAGCCCCGUCCUCUUGCCAUACACAAAAGGUACUCAGAGACUUGACAAUCUUUACCUGGACACAACUUUCACUUCCGGCGAUGCUUUGGAGUACGAAAUGCCUUCGAAGGCCGAGGGCUUGGACGAACUGCUCAAGAAAGCCGCCGAGUAUCCUCCGAAAACCAUAUUUUAUCUCAAUACAUGGACAUUUGGGUAUGAAGAAGCUUGGAUCGCUCUUGCAGCUGCUUUGAAGACACGGGUUCAUCUUGAUGACUAUCGUUGGCGCCUAUACUCCUCGCAGAGAGAUCAGCCGACAUGCUACGGACCACAAACUGCACCUUUAGUGGGCUACAAACUUGGGAACCACGAACAUCCAGGAUGUCUAACAAAUUCUCUGGAAGGUGUUCGAAUUCACAGUUGUGAGAGAGGAACUCGCUGUGAAGUGUUCCAGGAUCCUUGUGUCGUAUGGAUCACGCCAAUAAUAGCUCGACACAAAGGCCAUAACAUUGCCGAGAUAGGAGCUGGUGGCGGUCACGGUGACCUCAAUCAAACACAUUCGCUCGAGCUAUAUGACCAAGGCAGCGUCCAGCAGCUAUUUCUAAUUUGCAAAAGAGCACUCCAGGCCCAACCUGAGCUCAGGGAGCCAAUGCAAGAAUGGUUUGCGAGUCUGACGAAGAGAGGUAAAGAGUCAAUCGACCUUGACCUCGAAAUACUCCGUGACGAGGUCGACGUUACUAGUCAAGAUGGUCGACCCGUAGAUGAGUUCGACAUGGAUAACUUGCCCAUAGACAAGUUGGUUCCAGCUCUCACAAGGCUGGUCACCGGCAAAGCUAAGCAGGAAGAAGAGGAUCGGCUGAAGCGACAAAGGCAGAUCACCUUUCCAUUCUCUCGUCAUUCUUCCUACCUGGAGCUACGCGAACUCGUACAAGCAUUCAAACCAAGGGAUAUUCACCCUUGCACAAUCGACCGGUCGUCCUAUACAUAUGAUAUAUCGAUGGAGAUGUUGUUCGGAGACCUUUGCUCAGCCAACGUCUUCCAGGCAGACAAGAAACUUCACGCCGAGCUGGGUAUCAAAGAUCCAGAUGCCAACGAAGCAGAAUCACAACGAGACACGCCAUCGCCUGAGAGGGACAAGCCGGUGAACAGACCACAAAGCCCUCCAGAAGUGACAUUUGAAACGGCACAGGAAAAGCAAAGCAGAGAGUCAGGAACGAGCAAAGCGAGCAUGGGUCGCAGCUCGUCAACGAUAAUUUAUGAGACUCCACACAAACGGGUGAGGACAUCGAGGUCAGGGCACAGCAGUACUCCCAGUAGUACCAGCAGUGAAAGAAACGCGCGCAGAGAGGCCAUGUUCAACGCGGCUCUGGAUCAGAAGUGGAAAACAGGAUAUCUGACUAGCGUCGGAGGGUAUCAUAAUCAGGAGCCAGAAAAGGAGCUUUAG